This is a messenger RNA of Lactuca sativa (garden lettuce), 1572 nucleotides long. Its product is annotated as protein DETOXIFICATION 51. The record is from RefSeq and is a predicted model, not a curated record. Gene Ontology annotation, biological process: xenobiotic detoxification by transmembrane export across the plasma membrane. Gene Ontology annotation, cellular component: membrane. Lineage: Eukaryota; Viridiplantae; Streptophyta; Magnoliopsida; Asterales; Asteraceae. Gene Ontology annotation, molecular function: xenobiotic transmembrane transporter activity; antiporter activity.
AUGACUACUUCAUACACCCCAGUAUCCAUCACCUUCUCCGUUCCAACUUCCGAUCAUCAACCUCUAACACCGCUGUCGUCCCCAACACCAUUACUUCAAAUAACCAAAACCCUUGAAUGUCGCCAUAUCCCUACACCUUCACAGGUCAUCCAUGAAACUAAAGCAUUAUUUAAGCUCUCAUCACCAAUAGCCCUUACGUCUUUUAUCCUAUACACACGAUCCAUCAUCUCCAUGUUAUUCCUCGGCCACCUUGGUGACACAGAGCUAGCCGCCGGAGCUUUAGCCAUAGCAGUCGCUAACAUCACCGGCUACUCUGUUUUAUCAGGCUUAGCGCUUGGCAUGGAGCCGCUUUGUUCCCAAGCUUUUGGGGCCCACCGCCAUAAACUUGCAUGCCUAACAUUACAUCGCACUGUUAUCUUCCUACUUGUUGUCUCUAUACCCAUAACGUUUCUUUGGAUAAAUAUGUCACACAUUUUGAUAUAUUUACAUCAAGACCCUUCCAUCACACGUUUAGCUUGCAUGUAUCUAUUUUUCUCCAUACCCGACUUGGUAUCCAAUUCGUUUAUCCACCCAACCCGAAUUUACCUUCGGGCUCAAAGCAUCGCCUACCCGGUAACAAUCGCGUCCCUUAUUGGCACAAUAAUACAACUACCACUAAACUACAUCCUCAUUUGGCGGUGCCACUUAGGUUUGGUGGGUGUCGCCACCGCGUCCUCAGCCUCCAAUUUUGUUGUUUUGGUUGUGUUGGUCAUUUACAUUUGGUGGACCGGGUUGCAUUUACCUACAUGGAGCAACCCGACCCGUGAAUGUUUGACUGGGUGGCAACCACUGAUUAGGUUGGCAACACCGAGUUGUAUCUCGGUAUGUCUUGAGUGGUGGUGGUAUGAGAUCAUGACCGUACUUUGCGGGCUCCUUGUUGACCCACGGGCCACAGUGGCGUCAAUGGGCGUACUAAUUCAGAUAACUGCGUUUCUCUAUGUCUUUCCAUCAUCUCUAGGGCUUGCAGUUUCGACCCGAGUAGGAAAUGAGCUCGGAGCAAACCGGCCCGAUAAAGCUAGAAUCGCAGCCUUAGUUUCCAUUUUCUUGGCGGGCCUAAUGGGCCUAUCCGCAAUGAUAUUUGCCACAUCAAUGAGAAAAACAUGGGGGAAAAUGUUCACGAAUGAUUCAAAUAUUUUAGGGUUAACAUCGGUUGCCCUACCGAUCAUUGGUCUAUGUGAGCUCGGAAACAAUCCACAGACUGUUGCAUGUGGGGUGGUGCGUGGUAUUGCCCGUCCCACCACCGCAGCCAAUGUGAACUUAGGGGCAUUUUAUAUGAUUGGAAUGCCUGUAGCAAUUGGGCUUGGGUUUGGGCUUAGGGUUGGGUUUGUUGGGCUUUGGUUGGGCUUGCUUUCAGCCCAAGUUUGUUGUGCUGGGCUGAUGUUAUAUGUGGUAGGGAGGGUAGAUUGGGAAGAAGAAGCAAAAAAGGCAGAGAUGUUAACAUGUAACGAUGGUGAAAAUCGAGAAACUCCAUUAUAUUCUCCGGAAUGCAUCUAUGGAAAUGAGCCGGUAAUCCACCUAGUUGUGAUGACAUAA